Messenger RNA from Cornus florida, 976 nucleotides. RefSeq lists its product as uncharacterized. Bases 187 to 843 code for a protein of 218 amino acids. The record is from RefSeq and is a predicted model, not a curated record. The transcript has 3 exons. NCBI's taxonomy places the organism in Eukaryota, Viridiplantae, Streptophyta, Magnoliopsida, Cornales, Cornaceae.
GUGAAGUUAGUUUGAGUAAGAAAUGUAGCCAAGGGUACACGCAACAGAUAUAUAUAUAUAUAGAUAGAGAGAGAGAGAGAGAGAGAGAGAGAGUAUCCCACUGAGGAAGGUACUUCUCCCGGCUCUCUUCUAACAUAGUCAAUUUGGGGCCAGUACCAGAGACUCUGUAAUCCAAUUUCAUAGCAAAUGGCAUUUCUUCAUAAACAUCACCUUCUUCUCUAUGUCCUUAUUCAAUCCAUUCUCCUGCUUUCUUAUCCUGCCUAUUCCUCAGGCCCUCAAAAUGGAGAGAGACAAAAUUUCUUCAAGGAAAUGGCGUCACGCCUCAAUGAUGAGGAGGAGAAUCUACUUCAAAGUCUAAAUGGCUAUCGAACAUCCUUAAACCUCACCUCCCUUGGUGAGAACAGCAAUGCAGACUGUUUUGCAGAUGAAAUAGCAAACCAGUUCAAGAAUCAACCAUGUUCCAAUACUACCGGAGCAGACACUGUUCCCGGAACUGAACCUCAGUUCUCCAACUACCCGGACCUAUUAGCCAAAUGUAGUCUAAAUAUCACUGACACAAGAGACGGUGUAGUAAUGCCUGUUUGUGUUCCCAACCUGGUCCCAAGCCUUGUGCUCACAAAUUAUACAGAGUCCCAAUACUCGCAAUAUCUCAAUGACAGCACUUACACUGGAGCUGGGAUUGGUUCGGAAGGCGACUGGGUGGUGGUUGUUUUAAGCACAAAAACCACUGGAGGUAGCUUCACAACUGACAACGCUGCAACUUCGACUUCCAUUGUUGGUUUGACACAAAACUUGAUGCCUUUGUUGUUGCUGUUGGGAACCUUUCUCGUCCCGCUGAGCUGAGACUGGUUACAAGUUUGACCGUCCUUUUUCUCAAAUUAUCUCUUAACACAUUCUUUGGUUGAUGAAAACUGCAGAUGUUAUCAAUAAUUGUGAGGAUGAGAACUUAGAGAAUAUGAAUUUUGUCAUUUUGUCA